Messenger RNA from Aureococcus anophagefferens, 1881 nucleotides. RefSeq lists its product as hypothetical. The record is from RefSeq and is a predicted model, not a curated record. Gene Ontology annotation, cellular component: nucleus. Gene Ontology annotation, molecular function: DNA topoisomerase type I (single strand cut, ATP-independent) activity; DNA binding. Gene Ontology annotation, biological process: DNA topological change. Lineage: Eukaryota; Pelagophyceae; Pelagomonadales; Pelagomonadaceae. The annotation marks the transcript as partial. The transcript has a single exon.
AUGCCGCGCCUCAUCCGCGCGCUGCACGUCGCGGAGAAGCCGAGCGUGGCGAAGAAGGUCGCGGAGCACCUGAGCAAGGGCGUCGCCUGCAACAACCGCCAGGGCCCGUCGGUGUACAACCGGCUCUUCGACUUCGAGACGGGCGGCCCGCCGAGCCACGGCGCGUGCCGCGUGCGGCACGUCGUCACGUCCGUCACGGGCCACCUCAUGUCGACGGAGUUCGAGGAGCCGCACAACAAGUGGCACGCGUGCGCGCCGCGGGACCUCCUCUGCGAGGAUCUGAGUCGGGUCGAGUGGACCGUCGCCGAGGAGAAGGCCCCGCUGAAGCGCCAGCUCGAGGACGAGGCGCGCGCGGCGGACUGGCUCGUGCUCUGGCUCGACUGCGACCGCGAGGGCGAGGCCAUCGCGUUCGAGGUCGUCGACGUGUGCCGGAGAAUAAAGCCGAACGUGGACCUCUGGCGUGCCAAGUUCUCCUCCGUCGACGAGAAGGAGAUUUUGAAGGCCUGGCGGUCCCUCGGGCGGCCGGACAAGCGCAAGGCCGACGCCGUCGCGGCGCGGUGCGAGCUCGAUUUGCGGAGCGGCGCGGCGUUCACGCGGUUCCAGACCUUCCGCGUCCAGGGCAAGUACGCGGGCGUCGCCGAGGAGGGCGUCGUGUCCUACGGCCCCUGCCAGUUCCCGACGCUCGGGUUCAUCGUCGCGCGGCAGCAGGAGAUCGACGCGCACGACGCGCGCGACUUCUGGCGCGUCGAUAUGGAGACGGGCGGGUCCGCGGGCGCGCCGCGCGUGCGCUGGGACUGGCGGCGGAAGCGCGUCUUCGACGUCGGGGCGGCCCACGUCUUCUUCGACGGCUGCGUCGCGGGGAAGGAUCAAGGCGUCCUGGAGAAGGUCGAGGCGAAGCCCGCGGCGAAGCCGCGGCCGCUGCCGCUGUCGACGCUCGAGCUGCAGAAGCGCGCGAGCAGGUGGCUCAAGCUCGGGUCCGCCGAGACCAUGGAGGUCGCCGAGGCGCUCUACCAGCGGGGCUACGUGUCCUACCCGCGCACGGAGACGGAGCUCUUCCGCGACACGUGCGACGUCCGCGAGCUCGUGGAUCGCCAGCGGCCCGACGGCCGCUUCGGCACCUUCGCGGCCCAGCUCUUAGAUCUCCCGCCGGACGACCGGCGCGCCUUCCUCUGGCCGCGCCAGGGCGCCAAGGACGACGAGGCGCACCCGCCGAUCCACCCGACGAAGGCCGUGGCCGCGAACGAGCUCCAGGGCAAGGAGGCGAAGGUCUUCGAGCUCAUCGCGCGCCACUUCCUCGCCUGCUGCGCCCGCGACGCCCGGGGGCGCCAGACGAACGCCACGGCCCAGCUCGGCGGCGAGCGCUUCGACGCGCGGGGGCUCAUGGUCGACGAGCGGAACUACCUCGACGUCUACCCCUACGAGUCGUGGUCGACCGCGACGCUGCCGCCCUUCUUCGCGGGCGACGCGCUGCCGCGGCCGUCCGCGCUCAAUUUGGCCAGGUCGCGAACGCAGCCGCCGCGGGGGCUCACGGAGGCGGACCUGCUGUCGAAGAUGGACGCGCACGGCAUCGGCACCGACGCGACGAUGGCCGACCACAUCAAGACGGUGCUGACGCGCGACUACGCGCUGCGCGACAACGCGCCGCCCCACGUCUUCCGGCCGACGCCCCUGGGGAGCGCCCUCGUGGAGGCCUACGACGCCAUGGGCAUGCGGCUGAACCUGCCGCAGCUCCGCGCGGCGCUCGAGGCCGACGUCGCGCUCGUCGCGUCGGGCGCCAAGUCCAAGGACGCCGUGCUCGCGGACUGCCUCCGGACCAUGCGCGACUCCUUCGACGCCGUGAGCCGCGACGUCGCCAAGCUCGACGACGCCAUGCGCCGCCGC